AUGCCAACCAACCUCGAGAUACCAGUCUUCUCCCCCGCCUCGGCCCUGCACGCCCAGGCCCUCGGCGCGCAGCGCAUCGAGCUCAACGCGCGGGGCAGCUACCCGGCAGGCGGCACGACCCCGACGCCCGCGGACCUCGAGGGCGUCACGAAGUGGCUCACGGUGCCCGUGCGGAUCAUGAUCCGGCCGCGCGGACCCCCCGCCGACGGCGCGCCGGAUUUCGUCUACUCCGAGACGGAGCUCGCGCGCAUGCUCGUCGACGUCGAGGCCUUUCGCGGGUUACUCAGAAAGGACCGCGGGGACGGGUUCGUGUUCGGCGUCGUGCGGGUCGAGGAGGAGGGCCGGGUGGUCGUGGACGUGGAGAGGAAUCGGAGGCUCGUCGAGGCCGCGGGGGGCUUGGCGUGUUCGUUCCACCGGGCUUUUGACGAGGUCGUGCGGGACGGGACGGAGGAGGCGGUCGGGAGGGGGGUGAGGGAGCUCGGGGAGUGCGGGUUUGCCGGGGUGUUGACGUCCGGCGGGCCCGGGAACGCGGUGGGGAAUCGGGCGGUGCUGGAGAGGAUUGUGAGGGCUGCGGAGCCGAGGGGUCUGGAGGUUAUUGUCGGAGGGGGUGUGAGGAGUGGGAAUGUGGCCGGGGUUGUGGAUGGGCUUGGGGGAGUCUGGGCUCACUCGAGUUGUUUGAAGGGCGAAGGGGAGGUUGAUGAUGAGGAGGCGAUGGGGAUUUUGGAGGUUCUUGCUGAGAGGUGA
Colletotrichum karsti is the source of this 744-nucleotide messenger RNA. Its product is annotated as copper homeostasis protein cutc. The record is from RefSeq and is a predicted model, not a curated record. Lineage: Eukaryota; Fungi; Ascomycota; Sordariomycetes; Glomerellales; Glomerellaceae. Gene Ontology annotation, molecular function: copper ion binding. The transcript has a single exon. Bases 1 to 744 code for a protein of 247 amino acids.